UUUAAUUAAUUAAUUAAAUUAUAAACUUAAAAAAAUGUACUUAAUCUCUUUUCAUCUUACAUUAUCUGCAAUAUGUACAAUCCGUCCAUAUAUUAUUCGUCUAUCGUCUCUAAUUUAAUUCCUCCUUUCACGACAAAAGCUACAACUUUGCUUGCGUAAAAGUCGCAUUGCGAUGCUGAUUAACGUACAUUCGCGGUAUUUAGAACCGUGCGAAUUUAACGCUUGAAUUAUUCAAGGAUUAUGUAUUAUGUGAGAUUGAACACACAGCACGUAUAUGUCUUUCUCAUUUAUCAUCGUCAUAUUUUCUCAUUUAUAUAUGGUCGUCAUACAGUUGCGAUGAGCGUGAAAUCCUUGUCAAGAAGCAGGAACAUGGAAAAACGAUAGACAGAACUAGUGCGCUUGUAAAAAAAACGAUAUCUAAGAUAUCUGCGCAAGAUCUUUUUUUUCCGGAAGAAAAGCUGGACUAUUUUGUUAAGCGCUUAACAGCGCUUAACUUUACGGAGGACACGCGCGCCAAGGACAUUUCACGAGUUCUUCGGAGGUGUCUCUCUGCCCAUCUCCUUACGCAGCCGCCUCUCUUCCCGAUCUCGUAUAACGAAGUCAGGAUCGUUCCAGUAUUGAACCUCGCCGCUGGCGUACACGAUGAAGAUUAUAUUCGUCACGAUGAAGACAGCCAGGACGAUCCAGAAGACGAUUCGCCAUUGGGUGAGCGUUUGAUCGGGCGCCAACACCCCGACGAUGUACGGCGUGAUUAUCCCGCUGAAAGCACCUAUCCCGUUCACCAACGCCAUCAGAGUGCCGGAAUAAUUGGGACUAAGGUCCAGCCCGUUGACUUUCAUCCCGGGAUAGAAGGUACCUGCGAGAGAAAAAGAAAAUUUGAAGAGGAUUUGUCUGUGAAUUGUAAUUACGUACCCAUCAGAGCCAUGCCGAUGGUGAACAUGGCCACCACCAACGUAUUGUUGUACCCAGCGUAGGAGGCUGCGAUGAUGAAGAUACCUGGACCUAUGGAGGCGAUGGUGGUACCGAUUUUUCGCACGUUGGUGCGCGAUAUAAUGCCCCUGGUGAUAAUCCGGUCGGCCAGCCAGGACGACAAGAUGCUACAGAUCCACAUGACGAGGUAGGGCAACGACGAGACGAAGCCGUUAGUCUGAAUUGGGUAUUUAAGUACGCCACUCAUGUAUUUGGGCAGAUCGGUGACCAUGGUGAAGAAGCCCCAGUCGUGACCGAUCUGGGCAGCGAUCAGCGCCCAUACCGGCGCCGAGAGGAGCAUGUGACGCCAGGGUACGGGUGGUGGUUUCGCCAAAUCAGCACCCAUACGAGGAACCACAACACGCCGAUGCCGCCGAACACGUAGAAAACCACGGGCCACGUGUAGGUAUGUAGCAUCAGUCCGGAGAACACGUUGGACAGGACAGUGCCGAUCUGGGCACCGGCGAACACCAGCGAACCGAUCAUCGAUCUCUCCUCCGGUGGCGUCCAUUGCGCCAACAUAGCGUUCAACGCUGGGAAGGUCGUGCCCUCACCGAGACCCAUCAAGAUUCGCAACACUAUCAGGCCGUCCGACUCGCUCCAAUCGACCACCACCGGCGUCAGUAGGGUAAAGAUUGCUGUCGAGAGCAUGCCGAGACCGAGGGAGUACUUACCACCGAACUUUUCGGCCAAUAUCCCGCCUGGCAGAUGCGUGAUGACGUAGCCCCAGUAGAAGGACGAGAGAAUGAGACCCUGGGACGAGGAGGUGCAGGUGUGUAAAGGCAUAAUGAAAAACGCUCUGCGACUACAUCCGGACGAGAAGCAUUUCCUUUAUCCGAUGGGUCACAAGGUGGUGAUAAGGAACAUCGAAAGUAGCAAGCAACGAUUUCUCAGCGGUCACACAAACAACGUCUCGGCAUUGUGCGUUUCUCCGUGCGGAAAAUACGUCGCUUCCGGCCAAAAUAAUCAUCUCGGUUUCAAGGCCAUGGUGAUCAUAUGGAAUUACGAGGAAGGCACGAUGAUGGGCAGCUACGAGACGCACAAAGUCGGUGUCGAAGAUCUAUGCUUCACGUGCAACAGCGAUUUUUUGGUGAGCCUCGGUGGCAGGGACGACGGCAACGUCAUCGUCUGGGACGUCCAGAAGAAUUCUCUUAUAUGCGGAUCAUUCGCCAGCAACGACACGAGCGGCGACGCAUAUAAUAUCGCGAGGAUGCAGUUUCACAGCAAGUGUUUCGUCACCGCAGGCGACAGGACCCUGAAGAUCUGGCGCAUCGAGGCAGAGAAGCGAAGGGUGCACGGAAUCGACGUGGAAGUGGGCAAACUGAAACGUCUCAUCAAUUGUAUCGUCGUAGACGAAACGGACGAGAUCGUUUACUGCGGCACUUCCUCCGGUGAUAUCAUUAACGCAAGAUUAAAUUUACGCGACGAUCUGGAAUGCGACUCGCCAGCUCGUUCACCGGUAAUGAUCGGCUGCUAUUCAAAGAUAACGCGCGAUCUGAGAAAAAUGAAGAUGGGUGAAGGCGAUCUAUAUUCAGGCGGAGUGACGAGUCUGGUGCUUCUAAAGGGCGGGAAACUGCUAAUUGGUACUGGUGACGGUACCGUAGAAUUGAUCCAAAUAAUAAAUAGAAAGGAAAGUCGAACGCACAAGCCGUCAAAGUUCCCUAAUACGCCACAAAUACUCACUCAUCAAAAGGAAAACGUAUGUAGCGCCGUGACAUCCAUGGUUCUGUAUCUGAACGAAUUUGUACUAGUCGGGACAGCCUGGUGCGAAAUCUAUCAAAUUCAGCUGUCAAAUUUUCACAUGCGCCUACUCGUUACUUCUCACACUAGCUGCAUAUACAGCAUCGCGUUUCCGCGCAUCAGUUCGGAGAUAUUCGCGACAGGCGGCAAAAGCGAUAUCAGACUAUGGGAGCUGAAAAAGCAAAAAGAGAUACUUCGUAUCACGGUGGCAAAUUUUGUUUGUUCCAGUCUACAAUUUGCACGUGACGACCAAAUACUAUUUUCUGCUUGGAACGACGGCACAAUAAGAGCAUUCGCGUCGCACAACGGGCAGCUUUAUUUCGCCAUUCACAACGCUCAUACGAAAGCCGUAUCUACGGUCGCGGUUACGAGCGACGGUGUGACGCUCAUUAGCGGUGGUUGCGACGGCCAGGUACGAAUAUGGGAAAUAAAAAACGACGUGCAGCGAUUAAUUAGUAUACUAAAGGAACAUCGGGGACCGAUAACAUCUUUGCACAUCUCAAGCAAUAAUGAAAAUUUGAUUAGUUCAAGCACGGACGGCACGUGCGUCAUUUGGGACAUAACGCGUCGCGUAAGGAAACAUACCCUUAUGGGAAACACAAUGUUUAUGAUGGCACAAUUCACACUCGAUGGUAUCCAGAUUUUGACGUGCGGCACGGAUCGAAAGAUCGCUUACUGGGAGACUCUGGAUGGCUCGUUGGUGCGAGAAAUUGAGGGUUCCAACGUCGGGACGUUAAACUGCAUGGACAUAAGUCCCGAUGGUAGGUUCUUCGUUACCGGAUCCAAUGAUUGCACUGUCAAGAUCUGGGAGUACGACAGCGCGGAUCUCCUUCACAUCGGUACUUCCCACGCGGCGAUAGUCACCGGGAGUAAAUUCAGCGCGGAUGGCAAAUAUAUAGUAACAACUAGCGCCGAUGGAGCAAUUAUAAUAUGGAAAUGUCCAUCCAAAAUCAUGGAGGAUUUCAAGUCUAUGGAUCAAGCAGGAGCAGCUAAUUCUAUAUAUAGCUUGCGAAACGAAGAGAAAUUAUUUCGGCAAAAAGAAAGCGAUAAAGAUGUCGCAGCGGAUCAAAGUGUACACUCUUCCAAAAAAUCGACUUCAUCAUGUACAAGUGGUGAUAGACAGCAGCUAUCAGUUGCUUCCGAUCGAAGUAAAGGAUCUAAAAAGGAAAUUUUCGAGAAAAAAAUACCCAUUUGUAAAUGUACAUCAUUAAGAUCAGCGAACACUAUAUCAAGUACAGGAACACCGAACAAAUGUCGAUGUAAAGACACAAAUGAUGAAUCAUUUAGCAAAAUGAAGGAACAGUUAAAAGAAUCUUCAGAUGUAUGUAGCAGAAGAUCUAUUACAUCAAAUAAUGUGUGAAACAAUAAUCCAUCAAUUAAAUUGAUUAAUUUAUCAGAGAUUUUAAUGUUACUAUUGAAAAUAAAUCUAAUAACAUAAAGCUAAGUUCUUGAUGACACAAUAUCACAAAUAUAAAGAGAGUUUUAUCACAA
This is a messenger RNA of Nylanderia fulva, 4200 nucleotides long. RefSeq names its product cilia- and flagella-associated protein 52. NCBI's taxonomy places the organism in Eukaryota, Metazoa, Arthropoda, Insecta, Hymenoptera, Formicidae. Gene Ontology annotation, molecular function: protein binding. The record is from RefSeq and is a predicted model, not a curated record.